This is a messenger RNA of Diospyros lotus (date-plum), 1359 nucleotides long. RefSeq lists its product as uncharacterized. Lineage: Eukaryota; Viridiplantae; Streptophyta; Magnoliopsida; Ericales; Ebenaceae. The coding region runs from base 447 to 1208 and encodes 253 amino acids. The transcript has 5 exons. The record is from RefSeq and is a predicted model, not a curated record.
CUCUUCCAACACAGGAGGAAACCCAGCCAGUCGCCACAAGGGCAGGGCAGGGCAGGGCAGGACAGGGUUCACGCGUAUUAUUAAACCCCUUAUUAUUAAAAAGGCCUGAAACUCCGAGAUACGGAGGACAAAUCGAAUGUUGGCACCGAUCUUCGUUUCCGGCGAAGAUCUCUCCUAGGGUUCCUUCUUCCAGAAGGGAUUAUGUUCAGCGCUUCAAGUUUCGAGGCCGCUUGUGAGUCAAAUUUUGUGAUUGUUCUCCUUGGUACCUGGUGAAUUAGAGAAUAAUUUGACAUGGCAAGGGAUUUGCUUAAAAGCGCGACGAGAAUGUUAAUGGAAUAAAUUAGGCCAAUUUAGGUGGAAUAUUGACCCAUAUUUUAGGAAGAAUAUUUUGAUGCUGUGGUAAACCGAGAUUUGCAGAGAGUUGAAAACCUGAUGUAUGUCUAAUAAUGAACCGUCUUAUCAGAGAAGACAGAGAACUUUCGGUUGAUCUUGAAAGCGGUAGAAUAGCUAGUGAUGAAGGGGGCACUGCUUCAGGCAGUGGACAAGUAAUCGGCUUGUUCAGUAGUCUUCUAGGUGGUUCAUUAAGUUUUGAUGGAUCAGUUGGGGGUGAAUGUGAUGUUAACUCUUACAGCAAUUCCAGAGAACCUAGCGAGGCCGCAGCUGGGAAUUCAGAACUUCUUAUAGGAAAUAUUUCAGCGGAGGAGAGUGGAGAGGAUAUUCCCCUUACUGAAAACAAGCGUGUGAAAGAGAAAUAUAAAACGAUAAAUUACAAAAAAGCUGCCAAACCUCCAAGGCCUCCCAAGGGUCCAUUGUUGGAUGCGGCUGAUCUGCAGUUGGUAAGGGAGAUCUCUGUGCUUGCCAUGAAGAGGCGUGCACGUAAUGAACGUGCAAAGGCUUUGAGGAAGAUGAGGGAGGGUAAAUCAUCAUCGUCAUAUACCAGCCUAUCUGCCAUGAUCAUCACCAUUUUCUUCUUUCUCAUAAUUCUCUUCCAGGGAUUUUGUGCCAGAAGUAGUUGCAGUGUGAGUUUUCAGGGGUCUCCCGAGCCAGCAGUAGCUACAAACGGUUUUAUUUCAGUACAGUUAUAUGAUAAACUAUCUGCAAAUGAUGGCAGUGGCCUUGGUUCUGUGUCUCCCAGCUUUGCAGAGCAGGCCUCUGGUUCAAAUUUAGAAGGUCGGGAUAGGGCAGAGUUUUCAUUAAAUAGUCAUUGAGGACCAAGUUAAUAGCUGUUGUAUGAAAGCAAGUGCUUCACUCACUAUGUUGCCCACCUUUGAUCUAAUAUAGGGACCACUGUAUUCAGUUUCUGUACAUCCUUGUAACCAUAGCCUCGAAAUAAAGUUUUUCGUUUUUCUUGUAGUGGUA